Molecule: messenger RNA, 978 nt
Organism: Propithecus coquereli (Coquerel's sifaka)
Lineage: Eukaryota; Metazoa; Chordata; Mammalia; Primates; Indriidae
Exons: 4
Coding region: 1-978 (325 amino acids)
Source: RefSeq, a predicted model, not a curated record
AUGUUCAGAAAGAUCCACUCCAUCUUUAGCUCCAGCCCGCAGAGGAAGGAGGCAGCCGAGAGCCCCUUCUAUGACGGAGCCAGCCCCACGGUUAAGCUGAUUCGAAGCAGCUCCAUGUACGUGGUUGGGGACCAUGGGGAGAAAUUCAGCGAGUCCCUGAAGAAAUACAAAAGCACCAGCAGCAUGGACACCAGCCUGUACUACCUGCAGCAGGAGGAGGACCGGGCGUGGAUGUUCUCCCGCACCCAGGACUGCCUGCAGUACCUGCAGGAGCUGCUGGCCCUGCGCAAAAAAUACCUCAGUAGCCUCGGGGACCUGAAGCCCCACCGCGCCCCGGGCGUUUCCCAAACCUCCUCCAAGUCCUCCAAAGGAGGGAAAAAGGCCCCCGUCCGGUCCACUCCCAAAGAAAUAAAGAAACCAGCCUCGAAGAAAUACUCGCAGUUCAGCGCCGACGUGGCCGAGGCCAUGGCUUUCUUUGACUCCAUCAUUGCAGAGCUGGACACAGAGCGGCGGCCGCGGGCUGCUGAGGCUGCCUCUCCAAAUGAAGACGUGGACUUUGAUGUGGCCACCAGCUCCCGGGAGCACAGCUUGCAUUCCAACUGGAUCCUGCGAGCGCCGCGCAGACACUCCGAGGACAUCGCCGUGCACGCCCUGCACACCGCGGACGGCCAGUUUCGAAGGAGCACCGAGCGCAGGACCAUCGGCACUCAGAGGAGACUCGAGAGGCACCCCAUUUAUUUGCCCAAGGCUGUGGAAGGGGCAUUCAACACCUUGAAAUUUAAACCCAAAGCCUGCAAAAAAGACCUGGGGAGCUCCAGACAAAUCCUCUUCAACUUCUCGGGAGAAGACAUGGAAUGGGAUGCAGAGCUCUUUGCACUGGAGCCCCUGGCGCCACGUGGGGAGGACUACUAUGAGACAGAGAACCCAAAAGGGCAGUGGCUGCUUCGAGAAAGACUCUGGGAGCGGACAGUGCCCUGA